AUGGAUUCCUCCUCUUUUCCAAUAGAUUUUGUAGUGACAACAACCUGCAUUUUGCUUCUCUUUUACUUCCUAAGACAGCUUAAGGCCUUUAAACAUAGAUCUCACAAACUAAUUAACACACCCCCGGAAGCCGGCGGUGCAUGGCCUAUAAUAGGUCAUCUCCACAAGCUUCAUGGCCCUAAGCUUCCCCACAUAGUAUUGUCAGAAAUGGCCGAUAAAUAUGGCCCAAUUUAUACGAUUAGGCUCGGUUUGCACGAAUACAUUGUGGUUAGCAAUUGUGAGUUGAUCAAAGACUUGUUCACCACUCAUGACAAGGCAGUCUCGUCACGUCCCAAAAUGAUAGCCGCCCAACACUUGGGCUAUGACAAUGCCAUGUUUGCUUUUGCUCCCUACGGAACAUUUUGGCGCGCGAUGAGGAAGAUUGUAUCGUUGGAGUUGCUUUGUAGCCGACGUCUAGAACUGCUCAAGCAUGUGCACGUCUAUGAAACGAAAACCUCCAUCCAAGAGCUCCAUAAGCUGUGGAGGGAAAGAAACAUUAGUCACGAGUUAGACAAGGUCAAGGUGAAUAUGAGUCAAUGCUUCUCGAAUUUGACCCUAAACGUGACCCUUCAAAUGAUCGCUGGUAAAAGGUAUAUCGGCACUAUGAUGGAGGGGCGAGAAAAAGACGAGGAAAAAAGAUGCCAAAGAAUAUUUAGGGAGUUUUUUUGUCUCACUGGGAUAAAUAUGGUGAGUGACGCGAUACCAUGGUUUCGGUGGUUAGAUUUGGGCGGUUAUGAGAAGGCCAUGAAAAAGACCGGUAAAGAAAUGGAUGAUCUGGUCGAGGAGUGGCUACAAGAACAUCUUCAUCGAAGGAGCUGUGGUGAAAGUAAGGAGGAUAAGAACAGUGAUCAAGACUUCAUGGAUGUUAUGAUAUCGACACUAGAGAAUGAGAAUGGAGAUAUGGGUGGUUUUGAUGCUAAUACUAUCAACAAAGCCACAUGCCUGAACAUGAUAAUUGGAGGUACCGACACAACAUCAACUAUAUUGACAUGGACUCUUAGCUUACUCAUGAACAACCCUCACAAGUUGCGCAAGGCAAAGGAAGAGAUAGAUGUUGAAGUUGGGAUGAAAAGGCAAGUGGAAGAGUCGGAUAUUCCCAAGCUAGUUUACCUCCAAGCCACAAUCAAAGAGACACUAAGACUAUAUUCCCCCGGUCCUCUUGGAGGUAUAAGAGAACUUUCACAAGACUUAAAAAUAGGAGGCUAUCAUGUCCCAAAAGGAACAAGGCUCAUUACGCACAUAUGGAAGCUCCAACGAGACCCCAAAGUGUGGUCGGAUCCUUCAGAGUUUCGACCGGAGAGGUUUCUCACCACCCAAAAGGAAAUUGAUGUUCGCGGACAACAUUUUGAAUUGAUUCCCUUUGGUGUGGGUAGGAGAAUAUGCCCGGGAAUAAAUUUAGGAAUGCAAAUUAUUCAUUUCGUGAUUGCUACUUUUCUACAAGGCUUUGAGAUUUCGACUCUCAACAAUGAACCUGUCGAUAUGUCUGAGAUUUCGGGAUUAUCAAACACAAAAGCCCUUCCGCUUGAGCUGCUCAUUACACCUCGACUACCCCCAAAUCUUUAUGAAUAA
Impatiens glandulifera is the source of this 1608-nucleotide messenger RNA. Its product is annotated as cytochrome P450 CYP82D47-like. The record is from RefSeq and is a predicted model, not a curated record. Gene Ontology annotation, biological process: defense response to other organism. NCBI's taxonomy places the organism in Eukaryota, Viridiplantae, Streptophyta, Magnoliopsida, Ericales, Balsaminaceae. Gene Ontology annotation, molecular function: heme binding; monooxygenase activity; iron ion binding.